Molecule: messenger RNA, 3649 nt
Organism: Harpegnathos saltator (Jerdon's jumping ant)
Lineage: Eukaryota; Metazoa; Arthropoda; Insecta; Hymenoptera; Formicidae
Product: CDK2-associated protein 1
Exons: 3
Coding region: 991-2217 (408 amino acids)
Cellular component (GO): nucleus; cytoplasm
Source: RefSeq, a predicted model, not a curated record
GACGGUAGUAUAGGAAGGGGUUAUGGUCAAUAAACGCAACCACGUCACACGCAGCCUAUCGGCGACGACCUCGCUUGGCCCCUUAAAGUGGCUCCGAACGAAAAUCUUACGUGUCGGCCGAUAGCCGCUUUUGUGCGCUAGUCCGCGGAAUAACACGGGAAAAGCGAGCGAAUCGCGGCAAGAGUCGGGCCGACGGACGCAGCCGGUCGCGAGGAACUCGCGGACGCAACGCGAGAGCCCGAGAGCGCGCGAUUUCGCGGCUGGCUGGGUGGAUCGUGCGUUUCAGUGGAUCGGCCGAAUUGCGUCCGCCAUUGUUGUGAUCGGCGGCGAGAGGAGCAAGAGCGGAGGGGCCGCUGUGUGUGUGCGACGAAAGAGAAGACGGCUUCUUAGCUCGCGGCGCAUGCGCACUGCGGACGCGACGCGCCGACGUUCUUUCGAAUUUUGGCUGAAAGAGACACGCACUGAUGUACACACAUACAUGCGAACCAUGUCACGUAUAUACGCGCGUUUGGUAGACGCGCCGACGUGACUUGCGUGCGACGACACAGAGUAUGUGAAUUUACGGCUGCUGCUGUAGUUGCGUGUAUAUACAGCUUCCCGAUAGCGGGAACACGGACAACUGUUUCCCGCCGACCAAUUCAUGCAUCGCCGAUGCCGACGCUGAGACGGUCGCGUUAUUCGUCUUGAGAGCCGAGGAUGUAACUAAGAAUAACGUUGGAUUAUCGGUGAAGAGUCUCUUCCUGUCUGUUGAGUAAUCUGAUCAUAUCUGAGUAGACCACUGACGACUGUGUGUUUUGCAUCCAUCAAGAGUAAGAGAAGCAGGUAGAAGCUGAUACGAGCUAGGCUCAUAUAUAUUGACUUAUCCCACUAGAUUUCCCUUGAGACAACUGUAAGAAUGAUAGUCCGUGUGAAGAAUAAGCAUGAUGUUACUUGCGUGAAUGUGUUGUGCUCAGAGCUGAGAAAAAAUCUUACCUUAAGGAGGUAAGGGAAAUGCGAGAUUAUAGAAGCCAUAAACUAAUGUCAGAAACAGCAGAGGAGCGCGCUAUUAGAUUGUAUACGGCUGCGGAGAGAAUGAAGAACGCCAGAGCUAAGGAGACUGAGGAUCAAGCGGCAUUGAGAAGAAUGCAAGAAGCCCAGCGUAUGGCCAGGCACCGCGCCAAGAAGAAGCGUUGUCUGGAUGAGAACCUCGCAAGGGAGAUUUCCAAGAUCGCGGAGCUGUCCAAGAUGCCCGACGCCGCGACGAUAGCGCAGAUGUCGGAGAUGAAUAUGAACAAGAUAUCCGCGGAAUUGAAACAGAUGAUGGAGAGGGGUAAAGUACCUGAGCAUAUAGUUCAAAUGGCUCAACUCGCGGAGUUUAGCAAAAUGACAGAGUUGAACAAAAUGUCGCAAGAUAUGGCGAAGAGAUACGAGAUGGAGAAGAUGGCCGAGUACGCCAAGACCACUGAAUAUAUGAAAAUGCAGGAGAUCGCAAAGAUGUCGGAGUUCGCGAAAAUGAGCGAAAUGGUGAAGCUCUCGGAGAUGGCCAAGUACAACGACAUCACGAAGAUCAACGAGAUGGCGAAGAUGAACGAGAUGAUGAAGAUGUCGCAGAUGGCUAAGAUCAACGAGGUACAGCGCAUGAACGAGAUCGCCAAGCUCAACGACAUGGUGAAGAUGACGGAGAUGGCCAAGUACAACAACGACAUCACCAAACUGAACGAGAUUGCGCAGAUCAACGAGAUGGCGAAGGAGAUUGCCAAAAUGAACGAAAAGACCAAGAUGAACGAGAUGAUAAAGAUGGCCAAUAUACAGAACGAUAUCACUAAGAUGCCCGAGUACUCGAAGAUGGCUGAGAUGGCCAAGCUGACGGAGCUGGCCAAGCUGAACGAGAUCACGAUAACGAAGUUGAACGACCCGCCGCCGCCACCGCCCAAGAUCCCAGAGAUCCCGCGUAUACCUGAACCUGUGAUCACCGUGCCAAAUCCCAGGAACCUGCAGAACGCGCAGACUGUACAAGUAGCGCAGGCUAGCCCGUCCAGCACAAUUAACUUCCCGAGCGUGCCGGGCCAGGGCAAAUACGCGCAACUGUUGGUGAUUAUCGAGGAGCUCGGUAGGGACAUUCGCCUGUCCUAUGCAGGUAGUCGCAGCGCGGCUGAGAGGUUGAAGAUGGGCAUUCAGCAUGCCCGCAUGCUCGUGCGCGACUGUCUCCUCGAGACGGAGCACAACGCGCGACAAUGAUCUGCCGACGACGCUAGCGAUUUAGACCUCUAGCUGAUUAUUAUUUUACGGGACGCUUUGUACGAUACAUAUAUACACACACACACACACGCACACACACACACACAUAUAUAUAUAUAUGUAUACAUAACACACACAUAUAUAUAUAUAUAUGUAUAUAUAUUAUACAUAUAUCUACGGAGUACAACGGUAUAAUCUUAAAGGGAGUGUCUUAGCGUCCGCGAUAAUGCGCACACGCGUCAAAAAGAAAUAAAAAAAUAAAAAGUAUCUGCUGUAAGCUUUUAUUAACGGACGAGUUCGUUUUCGGAUGCGCGCUAAAGCGCACUCGAUACACGCUGAGGCGCCGCACCCGGUGCGCGUCGCUCGAAAGCCGUCGUCCAACGAAUCCGAUGGUUCAAUCUAACGCGCGAGAGCACACAGUCGACAAGCGCCUUUACUAACGAAGAGUCGAUUGUCCCGACUUCUUGGUAAGUUAACUGAUGGUUAAAUCAUACGUUUGUCUUUGUUCUUCUUUCAACUUGGACAAAGGCAGACAUAUGAUUUAACUAUCAGUUAACUCACCAAGAGGUUGGAACAACCGGCCCAAAGAAAAAUGUUUAUAUUCAGGAUAAUGUAUACUGUGUCGCGGAAAUUGUAUAAUGUACAUAUAUUCUUUCAAGCGAUGUGACGAUGCGUGCUGAGUGAUUCGCUGGUCCAAUAAACUUGCGCUAACUAUGCGUACGCCUCCUUACGCUGCAAUUCGUGCGGAGUACGAGCUCUCGAAGGCGCGCACCGUUACGUUCAGUUGCAUCCAAGCGAAUUCGCAAUUAGGUCUAUUACCAUGUGAAGAAACCGAAAGAGAAGGAAUGAGAAGACGGAUUGCUUUAGAAACGAAUCUGGAGAUCCGGAUUAAUUUGAGAGAGAGAAGAGAGUAUUCGCAACGUAUCUGAAAUACGUUUAGAUUGGGCCCAUUGAAUAGUGGUUCCGACAUUAUUUGUUACUUCCAACAACUAACUGUGUGCGCGGAUUAUUACGUCCUUUUUUCUUUAGUUCUCCUUCACCUCCUUUCCUCUUACUUUAUUGUGAGACUUGCACGUCACGAUCGAUUGUAAGAUAUAAUGGUGACGGACCGGCUCUUUCAUUUAGAAAAAGCGUAGACUGAGUUGAUCAUGCCCUCGGAUGAUUGUGCUUAAAUACAUUCGGACAACGGGAGUAUAGUUAUACCUUCCUAAUUUUAAAGGGGACAAUUUAUACGUCGAGGAAUCUUGAUUUAUAUUUCCUAUGAGAGGGAAGAAAAUUACUACGGAGCUCAUUGUGUCUUGCGUUAAUGAAGCAUCGACAUGAUGUCUGAGUAUACGUUUUGAAUAUUGAAAAAGAAAAAUACGAGAUAAAGCUGAUCAAAUGAAAUGUACCUAAUGGAAAGUAUAAUCCCCGAAUAUAGCUGACUCUAAAC